GGCUCUACGUUUAUGGCACAUGGAAUAUUAUUAAUACUCGUCACGAGAUUUUCUACAGAAUGGUUACGUCGUAAAGGAAAAUCACAAGAUUAUUAUGAUAGUUGGGUUAUUAUGAUUUGGGGAUUUAUAAAUACGUUUAUGGAACAUAAAUGGGGCACAAAUUGGACUUCCGGUGAUGUACAACAUACACUUAUAGGCAUAAUGUGGUGGUCAGGAGGUUUACUCGGUAUUUAUCUAUCCCGUAAAAACGCAACACGAAAUUUAAUUCCAUCGUUAAUAAUAAUAUUAACCGGCUACAUCCUGAGUCAACAAGCUCAACAAUUGGACAUAGCAUCAGAAAUUCACAGAAUGUUUGGAUUUACUCUAAUGGGUGCAGGUGUUGCAAGAUUGAUAGAAGUUUGUUUUUUGAUGGUAGAGAAACCAAUUACGCCAUUCAGGAGUUUGUGUCCUUUUCUAUUGAUACUUUCCGGUCUUCUCUUUAUGGGUGUACACGAAGACCAAAUUCUAUAUCUUUCUACAAAUGGCUUCGAUGCAUUUUCAUAUGCACUUAUUCAAAUUACGAUAGCAUUCUUUGUAUUUUUUAUUGUAAAUUUAAUGAUUGAUAUAUAUUGGAUGUCGGGUAAAAAUGAUGGGGAACCUAAAUAUGAAAUUAUUAUUGGAGAUGUAACGAAUGAAAAUUCUUGUGAUAAUUCAAGAUGCAAUAAAGAAAAAGAUGAGCCAAGCAGAAAUGUUUUAGAAGGUAGGAAUGGAAUGGAUGGAGGAGAUGGAGGUCUAGGAAGAUUUCCAAGUGGAAAUUCGAGUUUCAUAGAUGAUGGACAUAUAUCAGUAAAUUUGAACGAUGGAACGAUGAGAGAUAACAAUAAUAUGGAAAGUGAUGAUGAUGGUCGGGAUGGAGAAAUUGAAAAAAAAUCUGAUGGAUUUGUGGUAAAUUAUUUAUUGGUUAGUCAACAUGCGGAUGAGAGAUCACAAGACGGCAG
Racocetra persica is the source of this 977-nucleotide messenger RNA. Lineage: Eukaryota; Fungi; Glomeromycota; Glomeromycetes; Diversisporales; Gigasporaceae. The record is from the annotation of a GenBank genome assembly.